Cheilinus undulatus (humphead wrasse) is the source of this 1755-nucleotide messenger RNA. RefSeq names its product THAP domain-containing protein 5-like. The coding region runs from base 105 to 1463 and encodes 452 amino acids. NCBI's taxonomy places the organism in Eukaryota, Metazoa, Chordata, Actinopteri, Labriformes, Labridae. The record is from RefSeq and is a predicted model, not a curated record. The transcript is spliced from 5 exons.
GUCAACUAUGCGCCACGAAUUGACAACACAGCACGAGUUUCACCUUGUUGUGAACCUGGUUGGUCCGCAGACAUCCUCAGCUACAACGACGACAACAAACAGAGAUGCCAAAGUACUGUUCAGUCCUCAACUGCAAGAAUGACUCCGGUAACGGACACGACAGGAAGAGCUUCUACAAGUUCCCCCUGCAGGAUCCGAUCCGUCUGCAGCAGUGGCUGAAGAACAUGGGCCGUGAAAACUGGACUCCCUCUCGACACCAGUAUAUUUGCCAUGAACAUUUUGCACCUUCCUGCUUUAAGGUGCGAUGGGGAAUACGUUACCUUGAGAGUGACGCUGUGCCAACAGUCUUCCCAGAAGCAGAGAAACGGAAAGCUACAGACACUUGUGAGAAGAUACCAAAACGCCUCAGAGCUGACGAUAAUCAAAGCGUAACAGCAUCAGAUGACAGGACAGUGGCUUUGAACGCUGCAGAGAUGGGGAAUACUUUGCAGACCCUGCACUUGUAUGAGAUCACUGUGGACCCACUCCAGCAGAGAGAGAGCAGCCUGGUGGAGACGGGUGAUCUUGGAGAACUUCACUGUUCUCUCCAGACAGAACCAGCGAACAGAUUUCAAAUGGAGGCCAGUUUCCCGUUAACUUUACUCCAGACAGUAGAUGAUCUGAGUAACAGUGGAGAGAGCACAGAGGUGGUGGUGAUGUCUGAAUGUCCUGCUGGUGAAGGUCAAGAUGAGCUCAUGAAUGAAAUCACUGCUGCCAUUUUAACGCAGGGCCAUGGGCUGGUCAUGAACAACUCACCGCUCUGCCAUGCAGACGAGACCGUGGCCUCUCUGGGGGUUCGAGAUGUGACGUGUUCCACAGACGAGUUCUCAGGCAUACGUGGAGGCAGCGAAACUCAAGUCAUCGCCUACUUUGAGACGAUACCCAACGUUUUCCCCAGCGAAACUUCCCGAUUCGGCCUCUCCCCGGAUACAGUUCUGUCAUCAGCUCUGAGCCCCAAACCCAUCACAUCUACUCUGCCAAUAGUGUCCAAACACACGCCACCCUCCCCAACAUCCCUGGUCCUCACUGUGCAGAGAGUGGACACAGAGGAGGGGGACGACGGCCAAUCAGAGGAGGAGAGCGGAGAACUGCAUGAUCAUCAGCUGGAGGAGCACUGCUAUCAUAAGAACAGUCUGAGUAAGGAGCAGCUGGAGGCGAUCGUGGUCGAGCUGCAGAAGAAAGUGAAAGUGCUGCAGCAGCGACACCGCCGACACCUGGAGAAACUGAUGGGACUGGAGAACACGGUGAGCCAGCUGAGACAAAACAACCUGCUGAAUGAAGAGCGGCUACAGCUGCUGGAGAGGGCCUACAUCCAGACCAGUGCAGCAGUGUCAGAUACAGGUGAGACUGUGGCCAUCAUCUAUGAAGAAGACGAUGGUGCCUUCUUGUACACGCCACUGAACAACAUCACUGAAAAGCUGUGAGGCCCAACAGAUGCAGGGUAACAUCUGCACACUGUGCCAAAAACAACACGACUCAUGCUGCUGAAAAACAAAAACCUUAUCUUACUUCUGUUUUUUUUUUCUCCUUACAUUUUGUGUUGUUGGAUCUGCUGUGGUGUUUGCACAAACAUGGAUGAGUAACAUGGGACAAUGUUGAAUGUGUUUUUUAUGAACUGCUCUUUAACCAUUCUUUCCUUCUCCAACCACUCUUUGUUUGAAUUUAGUUUGUUUGGGAUUAUGUACAUAUCAAAUUAAAAAGAUGCUUCCACUUUGA